Penicillium paradoxum is the source of this 2838-nucleotide messenger RNA. It is a transcript of the gene ura7, whose product is annotated as small subunit rRNA maturation protein UTP4. The coding region runs from base 1 to 2838 and encodes 945 amino acids. Lineage: Eukaryota; Fungi; Ascomycota; Eurotiomycetes; Eurotiales; Aspergillaceae. The record is from RefSeq and is a predicted model, not a curated record. The transcript has 2 exons. Gene Ontology annotation, cellular component: small-subunit processome; 90S preribosome; t-UTP complex. Gene Ontology annotation, biological process: maturation of SSU-rRNA from tricistronic rRNA transcript (SSU-rRNA, 5.8S rRNA, LSU-rRNA). Gene Ontology annotation, molecular function: protein binding; RNA binding.
AUGGAUAUCCACCGCUGCCGUUUCGUUUCAUAUAACCCACAGGCGAUCAAUGCGCUUGCAUUCUCUCACCCUCCAUCAGCAGAUCUAGCUGGACGUGGUGUGCCUACCCUCCGACUUGCGAUCGGUCGUGCGAACGGCGAUAUCGAAAUAUGGAACCCGAUGCGCGGAGCCUGGUUUCAGGAGACCGUGAUGCGUGGAGGCAAGGACCGAAGUAUUGAAGGACUCGCAUGGACUCUUGAUCCUCAGGAGGACGGGCCCGAUGGCACCAAACUGCCUGGAAAGCUACGUCUGUUCAGCAUUGGAUAUUCUACCGCCGUGACCGAAUGGGAUCUUGAAAAUGGCCGCCCGCUGCGCCACUCCAGUGGAAACUAUGGGGAGAUCUGGUGUCUUGCUGCGCAGCCGCGCUGGCAACCAACCAAGGGCAAGGAUGGAAAGGUGGUUUCUGCCUCCGAGGGCGAGUUUACGGGCCAGCAUCUCGCCGCAGGAUGUGCGGACGGGUCAAUUGUCAUUUUGUCUACUGCCGAUAACGAGCUCAAGUUCCUGCGCUUGAUGCGUCCCUCGACUAAAAGAGCGCGCGUCCUUAGCGUUACCUUCCAGAACCGUCACACUAUUGUCGCCGGCUAUGCUGAUAGCUCCAUUCGUCUCUUCGAUAUUCGCACUGGUCAGAUGCUGCGCACAAUUUCCCUGGGUAAGGGUCCCACAGGUGGCCCGAAGGAACUAUUGGUCUGGUCGGUGAAAUGUUUGCCGGAUGGCACCAUCGUCUCCGGUGACUCGGCUGGUGAAAUUCGAUUCUGGGAUGCAAAGAACUAUUCUCUCGUUCAACGGAUACAGGGUCAUCUUGCCGAUACACUUGAUAUCGCAGUGAGUGCCAACGGAGAUACUGUCGUUAGUGGUGGUGCCGACCAGCGGACGGUUGUCUACCGCAAGAAGGAGGGCGAGAAAGGCGACAAGAAGGGUCGCUGGGCUGAGGUUAUGCACCGUCGUUACCACACCCACGAUGUUAAGACAUUCGCUGUCUAUGAAACCAGGGAUAUCAGUAUCGCCGUGUCUGGAGGUCCCGAUGCCACACCAAUCGUUCUGCCUCUUCGUGAAUUCGGAAAGGAACACCACCGCAAGCUUUCCAGUCUUCCUCAAAUUCCCCAGCUCACCUCUGCGCCGUCAUCUCGCUUGGUCAUGAGCUUCUGGGAUAGAGAAGUGAGCCUCUGGCGGGUAUCUCGAGGUCCCGCAUCUUUGCACGAGAAUAUCGAUGGACAACGGCACAGACUUGUUGGAAAGGUUUUGAUACAGGGCGAAGAAAAUAUCUCAUCGGCAAUGUUGUCCUCAGAUGGCAAGACACUCGCUGUUGCAACCAUCGCUGAAGUCAAACUGUUUUCUCUCCGUCGGCGAAAGGGUGAUGAGAAGGGCACUCUCCGCAUUCAAAAGAUCGACGUACCCAAGUCACUUUCGAAUGAAGGUGCCCGCCUUGUGACCGUUUCCCCCGAUGGCCGAUGGCUUUCAAUUGUCCGUCCCAACAGUGAUAUCUACAUGGCACGGAUCCAGCCCGCCUCCGCAUCCAAUGAGAAGCCUCAAGUGCUGUCGCAGUUCGCCAAGCUCAAGAGAGCCACACGUCAUGUUCGUCACGAAAAGGCAUCCCACGGAACAUUGGGUGACUAUGAGAGAACGAUACGAUCAGUUGUGUUUUCUGAUGAUAGCAAGAUUCUCGCGAGUGGUGAUAUCUCCGGUUGUGUCGACACCUGGGUCCUGGGCACAGCCACCGGAUCCGCAAAUGGUAAUAUCAAACGUCAAGAGGCCGAUGAUGAUUCAUCCGAUGACGAGGACGAGGAUAUCGUGAUUGAGGGCGAGCGCUGGACUACCGCCGCUACUGAAUCACCAAUUCCCCGUAUGAAGUCCGGUAUCACUUUGCUGUCUUUCCGUCCGAAGUCUGCCCCUACACAAAAGGUCAUCACCAAUGGCACCAAAUCAUCCGAAGACCGACUGAUGGUUCUCACAAGUGAGCACCAGCUUAUUGAAUUUGAUGCUCGGGAUGGAAAGUUAUCCGACUGGUCAAGACGCAACCCCAAGGCAUACCUCCCUGCAGAGUUCCGGGGCGUUAAAGACCGAGCUAUGGGCUGCAUGUGGGACCUCUUCGAGGGCCGCGAGCGUCUAUGGCUCUACGGAGCCUCGUGGUUGUGGAUGUUCGAUUUGCUACAAGACUUCCCCUCCCCCGAGGAGGCUGAAGCUCUCGCCGAAACAAACAAACUCGCGGGUGCGCUCGUUAAGGUAUCAAAGCGCAAGCGCGAUCCUCUCGAUGACGACGAAGAAGAGCGGAGAAAGCACAACACCGGUGCCGGUGACCGAAUGCCACAAUCACAAAUGGAGAUUCACUUUGGUACUAAGGUCCGCAAAAUCGUUGGCAGUGAUGAGUCCCAAGGCGAGUGGGUCGCACUGGACAAGGAACGUACCCGCGUCCCAGGCGAAGAUGAGGAGGCCUACGAGUACGACGAGACUUUUGCAGCCACCAAUGAGUCAACACUCGCUCGUCUCCGACGUGGAGAUGGAGCCCCGGCCACGACUGAGACCCCCCAGAAGGGAUCACAGAAGAGCCGGCCUAGUGCCAAUGGCGCUGGCGACACCCCGAAUAAGCAGCUGGUGGAGGCCAACGGCACCUCAGCUCAGCCUCCGCGUCGUUGGUGGCACACGUAUAAAUACCGUGAUAUCCUCGGCAUCGUACCUCUCAACACCCUAUCGAGUGACGAUUCCGACGACCAGAACCCGAGUGGGAACUUGGAAAUCGCCGUGGUGGAGCGACCCAUGUGGGAUGUUGAGCUGCCUGGUCGUUACGUGAAGGACUACGAGUGA